Molecule: messenger RNA, 3074 nt
Organism: Leptomonas pyrrhocoris
Lineage: Eukaryota; Euglenozoa; Kinetoplastea; Trypanosomatida; Trypanosomatidae
Product: oxidoreductase-like protein
Exons: 1
Coding region: 48-3074 (1008 amino acids)
Source: RefSeq, a predicted model, not a curated record
GUAAUACUCAUCCCCUCCCCUCCCCACCCAAAAAGGAAGGCUGCAACAUGGCUGAUCAGACAAACCGCCAAACCGCAACGGAGGCGGAGGACGUUCUAGAAAAGGAAGAGGAGGUGCCGCUGUGUCAACACGACGACUAUGACGCCGACCUCUCCUUACCCGACCGCGAGGCACGAUGGGGCUUUACGCUGAGUGAGUUGCAGUCAGCGGUGAAGGUGGUGCGCGUUCUCUUUUGCAAUCCAGCUCUGUACGUCGGCGACCCCUACCUGUCCGACAGUCGCCUCUGCACGAUGAUCACACGUGAUCGCAAGACGAAGCGCGAGAACCGGGAAGUUUUCAAGGCCAUCAUGAGCGAGGAAAAGAGCCGGCGGAAGCGCUAUCAGCGUCUGCAAGACAUGAAGGCGGUGUGCAGAACGGCCAUGAAGCGCGAGCGCGAUGAUGCCUUGAACAAUUUGUUGCUGACGGGGCGCGAUGGCGCGACGUUGAAUCUGCAGCCGCUGCUCAUUCGUGACCGGCCACACGCGCCGCAGCCUUGUGCUCCAAACGCCGCCGCUGCCUCUCCUCUCUCCGCCGAUGCUACCACUUCCACUCCUGACGCAACGCCGGAGACAAUCGUGCUGACCGCCCAAGAGAAGGAAGUACUGCGGCUUGCCGGUGCCUUUGAAAACAUGCUGCGACUGGAGGAAGCCCUGCGUGGGGUACCGGUGGAGGGCUACACGCCGGGGGUGGGGGAUGACGCCGCACCGCCACCGCCGCCCUCCACCGACAACCCACCCGUAACCGGCGGCAUCGGCGCUCCGGCCCCGUCCACAUCGGCGUCGUCGAGGGUGAAGAAGAUGAGCGGCGAGGCGACGGGAAGUAACCGACACGAAACACCGACGCCGCCCGUUGCGGGGCUGGACUGGACGGUGAUUACACAGUUGACAGCGCAGGUGUACCGCUACCUCCCGCCCCUCUACGGCUCCCAGAUGCCGCCGCCGCUGUUUGCCGGGGCGGUGCCGCCAAAUGUGAUGGAGUCGCCGAUGGUCGUGCGCAGCUUUGUACGCGGCAUGAAGUGUCACGUGGCGCAGCGGGCGGCUGCACUGGUGCACCUCGCCUCUUCGUUGAGCGAAGCGCCAGAAGCGGCCGCGGUUGCAGCAGCGGCGACGGCAGCGACGACACCGCACAGGCAACGCGAAACAAACGAGUCUAUUUCAGAGGUGCCACUGCACGACGCUCUGCGGACCACGGGACGGGACGUUAUUGUGCGCACACCGCUGGCCGAGCUACAGUCCAUCGCGGGACUGCGAGCGCUGGUGGGCGGGGCUGCUGAAGUCGCUACCUCGUCCACUUCGGUUUCCGCCACCACCACCGCGUCGUCGUCGUCACCGGUGAAAGCGGUGGUCGAGGAGCCGCUGGACGACGUGCUGCGAGCCAUUGAGCUGGUGUUGCUGGAAGGCAAGAGCGAUGACCGAUUCGACCCGGCCGGUCCUGCGACUCGUACGACGACCACAACGACUACCGACGCCGAGGCAUCGACACAAGAGGACGGCACCCGAGCGUCGCAGCUGCGAAUCGCCGAGCAGAGCCUGCACUGCUUCAUUGCCCGCCGCCUGUACGCCUCCGCACGCCUUCGCAGCUGCGGCACGUCACCGGUACUGAUUCAACGCAGCCCACCGACGUCUAACUCUGAGGAACCGGACGGGUACUGCAUCUACGACGACGUGCAGCGCUACGCUGUCGAGCACCACGAGGAUGAUGAGCAGCUGAAGCUCAACAAGUGGAUCGGCUGCCACACCUGCAGGGUGCGCUACAACCGACUCCACCCCUAUUACUACAGCAUGUGCCACCUCUGCGGUGAGUACAACUACAACAAGCGUCUCAUGGCACGUGACUUGCGGGGCAAGACGGUGCUGCUCACGGGGUGCCGGAUUAAGAUCGGGUAUGCCAUGGCGCUGUCGCUGCUGCGAUGCGGGGCGACGGUGCUGGGCACCACGCGCUUCAUCCAUGAGGCCGUCGCCCGCUUCCAGCAGGAGGUCGACUACGGCGUCUGGAAAAGCCGCCUGCACCUCUUCUCCCUCGACCUGCGUGACAUGUGGGUCGUCACGCAGUUCAGCGCGUUUGUGCGGCAGAAGUACAAGAAGCUCUUCGCCAUCAUAAACAACGCCGCGCAGACCAUCGCCCGCACGCCGCAGUACACGGAGCACCUGCGCCACAUCGAGCUGAACCCGCCCGCCGACCUGCAAGCCGGCAUCCAGCAGGACACCCUCUCGGCGGAGUGGCACAACUUCUUCUGCCACCACACGACCGUCACGGUGGGGCAGGCGAUGUCGAUUGAGUACCACCCCAGCACGCAGCCUUUCCUCGACUCGGACCAGCUCUCCCGCUAUUCGGAUGGCGAUGAGGAACAAAAGGGAAUGCCGCGAGCACCACCGCCACAGUCCGGCAACGCUACUUCGGGCGACGACACCGCGGUACCGCCCUCAACGCGGCGCACGGCCAGCGGAGAAGACAAUGACAACAGCACCGCCGUCGCGUUGCGUGUGGCUUGCGACCGCACGCUCAUUUUCGACCGCUACGACACCCAAGCCGAAGAGAGCGACCACCGCGACAAGAACUCGUGGGUGAUGAACCUGGCCGAGGUGCAGGGCAGUGAGGCCGCAGAGGUGAUGGCCAUCAAUGCCCUGUCGCCGUUCAUUUUGAACGGCAAGCUGAAGGUCUGCCUUACCGACCGCGACGGCGACGCGACGCCGAACGAACCACGCUUCAUCGUCAACGUGUCGGCGAUGGAAGGGCAAUUCUACCGGUUCAAGCAGACGACGCAUCCGCACACGAACAUGGCGAAGGCGGCGCUGAACAUGAUGACCCGCACCAGUGGUGACGACUAUGCGGUGGAUGGCAUCUACAUGAACUCCGUUGACACCGGCUGGAUCACGGACGAGUCGCCCAAGCUGAAGAAGGAUCGCCGGGCGGAGCAGUUUAUGCUGUGCCCGCUUGACGAGGUCGACGCAGCAGCGCGCUGCUUGGAUUUGAUCUACACGAACAGUCGCGUGUACGGCAAGUUCUACAAGGACUUCAAAGAAAUUGCCUGGUAG